This is a messenger RNA of Mauremys reevesii (Reeves's turtle), 3080 nucleotides long. RefSeq names its product RAP2C, member of RAS oncogene family (gene RAP2C). Gene Ontology annotation, molecular function: GDP binding; GTPase activity; GTP binding. Gene Ontology annotation, biological process: negative regulation of cell migration; Rap protein signal transduction. The coding region runs from base 47 to 598 and encodes 183 amino acids. The record is from RefSeq and is a predicted model, not a curated record. NCBI's taxonomy places the organism in Eukaryota, Metazoa, Chordata, Testudines, Geoemydidae. Gene Ontology annotation, cellular component: plasma membrane. The transcript has 3 exons.
AGUCCCGCGCCCGGCCCGGCCCGGCCCGGCCCGGCCCGCCGGCCCCAUGAGGGAGUACAAGGUGGUGGUGUUGGGCAGCGGCGGCGUGGGCAAGUCCGCCCUGACCGUGCAGUUCGUCACGGGCACCUUCAUCGAGAAGUACGACCCCACCAUCGAGGACUUCUACCGCAAGGAGAUCGAGGUGGACUCGUCCCCCUCGGUGCUGGAGAUCCUGGACACCGCCGGCACCGAGCAGUUCGCCUCCAUGCGGGACCUCUACAUCAAGAACGGGCAGGGCUUCAUCCUGGUCUACAGCCUGGUCAACCAGCAGAGCUUCCAGGACAUCAAGCCAAUGAGGGACCAGAUUGUCCGAGUGAAGAGAUAUGAAAAAGUUCCUCUAAUCCUAGUGGGGAAUAAAGUGGAUCUGGAAUCCGAGAGGGAGGUCUUAUCUGCAGAAGGCAGAGCUUUGGCUCAGGAGUGGGGCUGUCCAUUCAUGGAAACAUCGGCCAAGAGUAAAACCAUGGUGGAUGAACUGUUUGCUGAGAUCGUCAGGCAAAUGAACUAUGCGUCCCUGCCUGAAAAACAAGAUCAGUGUUGUACAACUUGCAUCGUCCAGUGAGAAAAAAUAAAGAAAAACCUCAAUCAUGGCCAUACAGAGCAGAUAAAACUCAGAGGAAACUUGCACAGAUGCUGCUUUGGAGAACUCUUUCAGACCAGGUUGCAGAGCUGAGCCUUGGUAAACCUGUCUCUAUUACAGCACAUUGCCAUACAUCUAAGUGCAUAAGGUCAGUGGCCUUCAAGAUCCACAGACCUUAAACAGGAAUGCUUAGCAUGUUUACCAUAAGUUAAAAUCUGUUCUUUAUCUUCCUUUUCUAGCUUUCUAAGUUCAUAUUAAUGGCUAAUAUGCAAGAAUUCAUUUUUAAUAUUUUAAUUGAUUUCUUUAAUCAAUUUCUGAACUUGUAUUUAUUAAAUACUUAAACUCAGUAUUACCUACUCAAUGCCUUUUAAAAAAAGAUUUAAUGGAGAAUAAAUUGAGCCUUAAACAAAUGGUUACUUCUGUAUAUUACCUCGCAUCAAUGCUUAGUUCUAUUUGCAAAGUUUUCUCCUACAAUGUAGUUGGUCAAUACUUUGAGACUUCAUGUUUACGUGUGACAGUGUCAUGAAAAGAUACUGAAGACACCUCUUACGUUGUAUGGAUGUAAUAUCCCUUUUCUCAGUCAUAUGGAGUUUGUGAUAGUGUAUUUAUAAUUGGCCUGGUAUGACAAUAGGGAUUAUUUGAAAUGGGCUGUGAAGCAUCCAGCUAAUGUGUUCUUACUUCACAAUACUGUGGGGUUUCAGACUUUUUAUUAAUGGUAAUUGCAGUGUUGAAAUGAAGUAGUACGUUUUUCCAUUCUGUUAAGUUUCUAAAUUUGCUAGUUUAUGAUCUGCUUCAGUAUGCCUUUGAAAAGGGAUAACGUAUCCUCCAAACUGGGUUGUAUGCCUAACCAGAGUUAGCUCAAGUUUGCCCAGCACAUUAAGUGACAUCUAGUGGACCUCUGCACUUGUAAAUCUAAAUGCAAAUAAAAUGAUCUUACAUUUUAUAAUUCCUAAUUGUCUUUCUGAAUAAUAUUUUAAAGCAAUAUUUGUUAACGUUUUUCUUGCACUGUCACAAAUAGCUUUUUAGUUGUUUUUUCCCCCCCUAAACAAGUUAGCGUUAGAGACAAAGUUGGUGUAACAAGGGGAAAAGCACCAGAUUUCAGUGAUAUUAACUGCAAAUGUGCUUUAAACAGCCAUUGCCUUCCAUGUUGUUUACCUGUUCAACAUUUUGUCUGAAUACUUGAAAACUUUAACAAUAACACAGGUAUUAAAGCAGAAUGAAAAUGUAUAAAGAGCAGAUGAAAUCUUUGUUCAGUUUUAUUAACAAUUAUUGCAUACAUGAGAGCUUUUUCUAGUGGUGGUUUAAACUGUGUCAUUUGUUUUGCAGAAGUUUAAUAACUGCAGCUUACCUACUGCACCAAAGUUCUAGGUUUUUAGGAGCCCAGCUUUAGUCAUUUGAACACGCUUCUAAUAAAUAUAACUAUCCAUUUUCCCCGUAAUAGCUCCAGUAAAAGCAGUGAUGGAUAUGCGAGGUGAAGCAAUUUAAAAUUCACUAAAUAUAUUGUGGAUGAUGGCAUGCAAACAAAACUGCAAAUGAAGUCACCAGUAUAGUAUCUCAACGUUCAUGUUGUUUACUGGGUUAAUAGAACACAGGAUCUUAAGACUUACAGUAUUUAGCAGAAAUUAAGAUUUUAUUGACUAUGUUCUUAGUGUUGAAUUUUAAUUUCAAUGAGAAUAAAUUCUCUAUGGUUUCUGCUUUGAUAUCAGAACACCUCAUUUUGCUGUGUGGUUACUUAAAACACUUUUCCCUGUUUGUACAAACUUUUAUAAACAGGCCGAGGCUAAUAUUUAGGUUUGCACUUUAAUACCAGAAUUAAACCAAACCCUGUAUUCAAAGUAGAUUUAAAUGGUGAUUGUUGGUCUUUUAGUAGAUAUACCAAGUAAUAGGAAAUAAACAUAAAUCGUUAAGAUCUUAGUUUUCCAUUGUCUAAGGGGAAAAAAGUUGGGUUGAUAUCAGUUGAUGGUUCUUUCCUAUGGGUAGUUUAUCAAACAAAAGUAUUCAUUUCAUUGACCUCAGCAAAAAAACUUGACUUGAACUAGCUUAGAGUGAUAAGGAUGGGAAAAUGAGAUAAAGAUGGUUUCUUCAGCACACUUUGAAAAAAGGGACCAAAAGUUAUUUUUAGGCUUCCUCAAUAGAUUGCAUGUGAAGUUGCUUAUUAGAAUAAGAAGCUAAUAAUAAAUGCAAUAUAUGUAUUGUCUCUACUAUGGCAUCUGUUUAGGAGUUGUUCAAAUCACUGCAGUAGGGCUCUACAAAUAAAAUGUAACCUAACAUCAUAUAUCUAAUGUACUGUAUCUUUAUCAGUGAGAGGUGAAAUCUGGAAUAACAAGUGCAAAAAUUGAACAAUUACCUAUAAUGCUUUGUAAAAAGUUUUUCCGAUAGAUUUCAUUCUUGUCAUUUUGUAAGACAACCCUACGGUCCACCUGUUUGUAACUUUUUUAAUAAAAUAGAUAUCUGUAUUACCAAA